AUGUUCAAACAAAUCACUUUUGCUCUUUUAUCUGUCUCCACUUUAGUUACUGCUGCUUCCUCUGAAGUGCCAAUGAUCACCGAUACUGUCACCGCAACUGCCUCUGUUGCACCAGUCUCUUCCGCUAUACCAUCUACUUUAGCCACUGUCUCUACUGCUCCAAUAACCUCUUCAGUAGUCAUCGCUUCCGUUACUACUGCCUCUUCUCCGUUACCUGCUUCUUCUGCUAUAAUCCCAUCUUCAUCUAUCCCUAUCUCUACAUCAAACGAAGAUGAUGAUGUUACAUAUAUCGAUGUCACUACCACUCCAGUGGUCACUAAAUCUGUAGUAUCCACUGUCAAAUCUACUUCUACUCCUUACACAACUACAACUUUAGCUACUUCCAAUAGAAACAGUACUUUAACUCAAUCCAAAUCAAAGCUAAUCCAAAUCUCUUCCUCUUUAAAACCAAACUCUACCACUACUCAAGUCGUUUCUUUUACCGAUAAUGCUAAUUUGAAAAAUGUUGGAACUGGUGCUGCUAUGGCUGCUAUUGUUGCUAUGUUAUUAUAA
Messenger RNA from Henningerozyma blattae CBS 6284, 552 nucleotides. It is a transcript of the gene TOS6, whose product is annotated as Tos6p. The record is from RefSeq and is a predicted model, not a curated record. The transcript has a single exon. Bases 1 to 552 code for a protein of 183 amino acids. Lineage: Eukaryota; Fungi; Ascomycota; Saccharomycetes; Saccharomycetales; Saccharomycetaceae.